Molecule: messenger RNA, 3615 nt
Organism: Penicillium macrosclerotiorum
Lineage: Eukaryota; Fungi; Ascomycota; Eurotiomycetes; Eurotiales; Aspergillaceae
Product: MIZ zinc finger domain protein
Exons: 1
Coding region: 1-3615 (1204 amino acids)
Biological process (GO): protein sumoylation
Molecular function (GO): zinc ion binding; SUMO ligase activity
Source: RefSeq, a predicted model, not a curated record
AUGACGCCAGCUCUCCAAGCCCACCCCCGAGCCCCGCGAUCCCGAGCGGCUUCGGAUCAUAUUGAAAGUUCCAACUCUACUGCCAAUCUAUUUAUUGGCGGGACUCGCCGGACGUGGAUGCCAUCUUCCUCGCAACUACAGACCGGGCCCCAGCUGGGCACGCGAGCUAUGUGUCCUCCAAACUCAAUCCGAUCUGCCGGAAGAGAUCCUUCUCAGGAACCGCGCCCGUUGCCCCCCACCGACACCACCGACACCACAGAAUCCACAGAAUCCACAGAACCCACAGAAUCCACAGGACCCACACUCUCUACACCCGCAUCGCAUUCUUUGCAGCCUUCGCACCCUCACCAGCCCAUACAACCUUCAGAACCUACAGGUCCUGUCUUGACCUCUCCCGAACUCCUCGAUGAACCGAUCCAAACCCCCGUUGCACCACAGCACCUUCUCCCAGUGACAUCUACCAACAAGCCAGACCCACCAAUCGCCGCCCUGCCAUCACCCGUCCUAAGUACAGCUUCUCACCCAAGCCCGGUUCCUUUCCGCCGUCCACCCGUUCCUGUUCCCGUUGUGGCUACGGUGACGGCGACGGCAUCCCCGGUCUCUAACGGUCCCAUAACUGUAUCCUCGCCAAAGAGCCAUGAAAAUAACGGCGGCCCCGGGGAACGGACGAUUCAGCUGCCAACACCGAUGACCCCGGGGCAAUUCGUCCACACAAGUCCAUUGAUGACCACGGCGCACUCAAAUCACCGCUCAAAUGUAUACACACCCGACAAAGCUGAUAGGCAAAAUCCGGGACCUGUGUCUGUGACUGCGGCGGGCCUUGCCCAACACCUGUCCCGCUCUUCCCCCCAGAGUGACAGUCCAAUCGCGUCGGAGACCACAUUGUUACCGGUCAAUACCUCGAUACCCGCCCAGGAGACCAGGAAUGGUACGCACCCUCAGUUGUCUUCUCAGGAGGUGAUCCCACAGCCAAGUAAAGAAACAUGGGAUGGAUGGAAAUCCCGACUGGACCAAAUUCGAGCCCAAACAGAGAAAUGGCCCCGAAACGGGAUCCUGUUUCCUAGAAUUUCCUUGCUGAUGGAUGCUUGUAUUUGCCAAGAUAGCGUCUACUUGGUGUUACACCAGCUCUACUGUCAAAUGUCAGUGGAUGAAGCGUCGCCGUCACCGGCACCGUUGUCUGGCAUGUCGUUCUUCCAGGACGGCGAUUGCCAGCGGGGACUUCGAAUGUUACAAGUUCUACUGGAAAAAAACCAAAUGCUAUCGAUAACCAUAUUGCAAAUCUUUAGUCAGUUCCCUCAGCCCCUAGAGUCUUCUACGCAAGAGCCGUGGUACCAAGCGAAAGCGUAUGAGGUGAAGCGUUGCCUUCGACGACUUGGAAGGGGCGUGUAUAUCACCAACGGGUUCCGCUCGGAGAUCACACAGCGUGGCUUUCCACCGUUGGUACACGAACUGCAACAAGAGUAUGAAGUGUCGUCGCCUGUGCUCCUGAGUGUGUAUUUUGCCUCCAUCUGUCGAGGUAUAUACGAUCACAGCACAUACCUGCCAAGAUUGGUUCAAUUGUUUCAGAGGAACCUAUUCAUAUCGACGCAACCGGACCAACGAGAGCUGCAGAGGUUGGUAGAGGAAUAUCGAAAGAUACCAAUGCUGGCUCACGAGCCGCAACCGCAUCCCUCGGCGGCCCCGAAGCCUCUGGGUCCACCUCAAGGCCCGAGCACCCACCCGGCAGUGCAGGCUCAUAUGUCCCUCUCUCUGUCGCCCACCGACGAACAACAUGCCCUGGCAAGUCCCGUACGACAUCCUCAAGGGGCCCGACCACCGGUUUCGAACCAGACCCUCAACGCCCCACCAAAUAUUUCUGUUAAUCUCCAGACUACGCUGCCAGUGGCUCAGCAUUUGGAACCUACUUCACAGCUACAGCAGCCCGCAGGGAAGCCGUUGCCACGGGGACAUUGUGGCCAGAAGCCACAAGGGAACCAAUUUAUCUUUUAUCAGCAUUCACCCGAAGCACAGGCGCAGUCAUCACCUGCACAAUCUGUACCAGUGCAAGCCCCGACACAUCCUCACCAGCCAAUUUCUCCGCAAUUUUCGCGACUUCAGGAACUUCCGAAUGGACGCGUAUACUUGGCCCACCCGAGUCAGGCCAGCCCGGGCCAACGGAUUGAGAUGACUUAUCCAUCCAUGCAGUCUUCACCAACAGGCCCUACCCUUAUGACAAGCCAAGUGGCACAGUUUCAGCAGGCAUCUCAGCAAUCGAGGCCCGCUGUUCCUCAGAUCCCAAGCCUGUGGGCGGCAAACCAGGUGGCCCCACGAUCCCGAAAUAGACUGCCAGAAGAAGAACAAGCUUUGCGGGGACAACCGAUCUCUGCACCACAUGUUCAAGUUCUUCAAACCCAGAAUGCCCACCCCUCUUUGGCUGGCACUCCGUUGCUUCCACCCUCUGGCUAUAAAAUGCCGCAAACUGUGCACCCAGUUCCAAUGCGACUUGGCCUGCACCUGGCUGAUCUUCGUGAUCCAUUCAAGAAGCUGAUGAAACGAUUGGAUAAUGGAACAAUGGUGGAUACUGAGUUGUACCAAUAUCUUGGUGGGCAUAUGUUGACCCCGACUUUUAUUGAUCCAGACACUUUCAGCUAUAGCUGGAAUUUUCGUCUGAAUUCUCAGGACUGCCAGCGAUUUCCACGAUAUGUAGAGACAGACAAAGGAAAACGUGCGGAGCGAACAUAUCAGGGAGGCUGUCGAGUACUCCGUUUGCGGUCCAUCGCCUUAAAUCCAUCCGAGGAAGGCAAUCAGCAGCGUCUGUGGCCAACCACAAACACUACCUGGCCUAGUGUGUUCUAUGUGUUUGUCAACGAUACUGAAUUGUUCGUGCGCCGCAAAGUCUACAAUGGAAAAGACCUUCCCCUGGAUAUCACCAAUUAUCUCCACGAGGGUGAUAACAAAAUCACAAUACAUCUUCUUCUUGGCCCUGGUGAGUGUCGCAAGUUUCAUUACGUCUUCGGCAUCGAAGUCAUGGAAAUUGCUUCGCUUGAGGAUGUCCGUGCUCUGAUGCACACCGUUCCCGCCAGCGAAACACGCAAGAAUAUCCAGAAACGACUUAAUCCAACUAUCGACGGCGAUGAUCUUGCUCUCGUCACGGACAGCAUAAAUGUCAGCAUUCUCGACCCUUUCACAGCGCAGACAUUUAUCAUUCCCGUGCGCUCCGCCCACUGUGAUCACCUGGAGUGUUUCGACCUCGAGACCUUCCUCGAGACGCGCAAAUCUAAAUCGGGUCCGGCCCCGAUGAACGAGAACUGGCGGUGCCCGAUCUGCAAUGCCGAUGCUCGUCCUCAAUCUCUCAUUGAAGACCGUUUUUUCACUGAAAUGCGUGACGAGCUUGUGAGUUCCGGUCGACUGGCUGGUGCAUCAGCUAUCCAGAUCCGCGCCGAUGGGUCUUGGUCACUCGCGGUUGUUAGGGACGAGUCUACUUGCAGCCCGACUCUGAGAUCCUCCUCUACCUCCACAACAGGGAAACGCAAGGCGACAGAACCCCCUGAUGACGUGCAGGUGUUGCCACGCAAGGCUACAGAGCCUUUCCCGGUGAUCCGAACAACCGAGACGAUUGUCAUCGAGAUUGACUAA